GAUUAAUGAGCUUUUUUAAUUGUUGUGCGGUUUAUUUUAUACGAAAGUGCCGCUGAGAAUCGUAAAAUGGCUUCUAAAAAGUUUAUCAGUAGAUUUGUUUGCAUAAUAGUCUUUCAUGCGACUACUUCGUUGUUUUAUCUACGCAUGUUAUUGACAUUUAUGUACACAAAAAAUGUAAUUCUUACCGGUCGAAUGAUAACAACAUGGUAUCUGGCGUUUCAUAUAGGAUUCAUUUUUUUGCGACUAAUCCAAGACUUCAUUGAUCUCACACCGGUAAAAAGUUCUAUAUUCAACAAAAAUUUCACAAAGUUCAAUAACCUUGUUUUCAUCUCAUUAAUUUUUCCAUUCGCUUUGUACUUACCGUUGCUUUACUGGUUAUUAUUUCUCUACGACAGUAAUCUCAUGCUUCCAAAUUUUGUGGAAAUUUCAUUACCUACAUGGGUAUCGAUGUCAUCGCACUCGGUCAUCGGGUUGGUGGCUUUAGUAGAAAUGACCACAACUAAAUAUACGUACGAGGGAAAUCACCUCGCUUCUUUUAUUAUAAUGAGUAUUUUCUCGGCGAGUUACAUCGUAUGCUUAAUUGAGACCUAUGUACAAUAUGGGUUUUGGUUAUACCCGGUUUUUCAUUUACUUCCAGCGAGUUAUUUACCUGCGGUAUUCUUGAUGUUGAUCGCAUUACUUCUAUUUGUAUAUUUCGUUGGAAAUAUCAUCGCAAAACGUUUUCUAGCAAUGGGGAAAAGUGAUGGGAAAUUCGUAGAAGAUGAUUCAAAUUCAAUAAAUGUACUUUCACCGAUCUCGAAUUACGACAGCAAUGCUUCACGAAAUGAAAGUAGUAACUGUCGACGUGAAUUAAAAUCGACAUCGGCAGAAGAACAACAGGCGGUCUCGUCGUUAAUUUUGAUAAAACAAGUCUUGGAGAAAAUAGUGCUAUCACCUCUUCGAUCAAAUAUUCAAAAAAUGUUUCGCGAAAAAAACCCUCAUAAUUUCGAGGUAGGCGAGGAAGCGAAAUCGUCGUUUUAUUUAGGUGCAAAAGAAGAUCGCAAAAUUCCAUCAGGAGCGGUUAUUAAACUAGAAGAAAAUGGUGAUAAAUGUAAAAUAGAAGAUGGAAAAAACUUCGUGAAAAAAAAAGUUGCAGGGAAAAAAUAUUGCUACUGCUAUGAAGCGAUGGAGAAUGACCAUGAAUUCAUAUCUCGUGUAACUAUUUUGAAAAAUAUUUCUACGAGCCAAAAUAAUAACAAUCAAUCGAUGAGUUCGCCAAAUUUGUACCAAGAAAAUAAUUAUUCAAAUUUUGAAAGUCAAGAUUUUAAUGAUAGCGAGGAGUCGCCAAAUUGCAAAGUCGAAAAUGAUGACGCUUACGAUAUUUAUGAAACCGCCGACGAAAUGGACCCAUGCCAUGAAAAUGAUAAGAUAGUAUCACCUCUUCUAAAAUCAGCUGCAGAAGGAAAGUCGAGUACUGAUGAAAACGUCGAUUUAAAUACCGUUUCCUACCCAAUAGAACGUGACGACAGCAAUAAAACACAACGAGAGAACCUCUAUCGUUUUCGUUUACAGUUAUUUCCUCAUCAUAAUUGUUCUGAAAAAUUUGCUUCGAAAGAACUGCAUAGAGGAAGGAAAAAAUCAACCGAAAAAACUUCUGUCGAAGAAGUUUUGUAUUCUAAAGUAAAAAAAGAUAAACAAUCGCCUUUUUUCAAGAAAACGGAUUCAACCAAAGAAAGUGAAACGGAUUCGGCGAAAUUUACUACCGAUUCUGUCACCGAUAUUCAAACAGAAGACCACGAUUUGGAAAACCCCUUAAUGGAGGACUGUAAUGGAAAUUCUCAUUAUGCUUCAAUCAGUUUUGAAAAAUCGAAAAUCAAAGUUAUUCCAAAUAUUUACGAAACGUGCAAAAGUGCUUCAAAAUUCGGAUUUCCUAAACGUAGUAAACAAAUAACUCCUUCCUUCAUCAUGAAUAAACCUGAUACGUCGUCAGGAAAAAAUAUCUCGGAUGUCUCUCCUACACCAGGCACUUCGAACAUUAAUAUUUUAAAUUCAUCGCCGAAAAACAGUGAUUCAAAUGCAGAGCGAAGCCUCCCGAUUGACUCAACAACAGAAGGUAAAUCUGGCGAAAAAAAUAAGAAAAAAAGAAAAAGUGAACACGACACCAGUAGCUUUGAAACGCAAAAACCUCGAAAAAUUGAAAACAAAUUGAAAUCGAUAAAUAACGAUACGCAUGAUUGGAAACAAGACAAACAUGAUGAAAGAAUUCAUGAAGAUGUUGAUGCGAAAGAAACAAAUGUCAAAGAUGGGCCAGAGAAUAAAGCGACAAGAGGCGUAAAAUUCAACACCAUGAAAAUUUUCAAAUUGAACCUAUCGAAAGGGAAAAGAGGAAGUAAUGAAAAAAUUAAUGAUGACGAUAUGAUAAAAUGUCAAUGCGGUCAAAACUCCGGCCAAGAUGAACCACAAUCUAAAACAAUAAAACGUAAAAAAUAUUUUAUAAGAACGUUUAGCGAUUCAGACGAUAAGAAGAAUAAACGUAAAAAAAUAAAUAAAAUCAGAGGAAGUGAAUCUGCUUGCAGUUUUUCAACUUCUUCUUUGGACAGAAUUCAAGAUCGAGAUCACACUCACAGUGUUUCACGAAUUCGGAAAGAACAAUCUGCAGGUUCAAGUCAAAAACCCUUGGAAAAACUAAAUGAAGAGAUAGGAAAUCUUCAAGAUGAAAAAUCACGUUAUGAAAAACUUCCGAAACUGAACACCCGACUGAAAAAAAUAAACGUAGCAAGUUGCUUGUGCUCGUCAGAAACACAAUGCAAAAAGAAAAAAACCACUGGCAAAGAAAACUAUACGAACGAGUCAAUUAAAGAUGUGCCUGUGGUACAGGAGUUCUUAAGCAAGUGCACCAAUCAGACAGGGGACAACAUGAGGAAAAAAUUUAUAGCCCGUUUUUUCAAGUUUUCGAAGCGCACUUCAAAAGGCGAUGAAGAAAAAAAACUCGCAGAAAUUUUUAAAUGUUCGAAUGGUUCGAAAAUUGGAGCAAUAUUCGCGACUAUUCCGGAUAAAAAUGAAAUUCACCUGAAUGUUGAUCUCGAAAAUGCGAAAGUAUUGCAGGACUUGCAAGCGUCACUCUCUUCAAAUGGUGGUCUCUCUUCCAUUGGUGGUAAGCAGUUCAAAUUUUGCAUUUUUUUAUCAUGACGUUGAAAAUCAUUGUUGGAACAUUGAAGAAUGAACUAUUUACAUAUGUAUAGGUAUAUUGUAUAAUUUUAGGUAUAUAAAUAGAUAGAAGAGUACCUACUUUGUAAGUAAAAUUGACGUGGGUUCAUUGUACAAGUACCUACAUUUUGAAACAUGCGAUUAAAAAAUUGUACCUAUCUAUAAAAUAAGAUAUUGCAAAUUAGUAUUCAGUUAGUUGUUCGAAUACAUCUCACAGGUAUAUCUGAUUCUAACCUUUAUGCAAAUUCCAUAAAGUUGUUCAUGAAAUUGGAAAUGCCUCAACGUGAAAUAAUCUCGAUAUUUUAUUUUCCUGCCAAUAAAAUAAUUCGAGGCGUUUGUAAAAUAAACAAAUGAUUUUUGUCCAUCUAAAAAACAUUAAUAUUGAUUCACUAUAUGUAUACCUACUUAUUUUAAUUCAAUUAUAUGAAGGUGUACCUAAUUUUCUUCACUCCACUUUAAAGCAUUUAAUCUACAGCACAGCAAUACAAUAAUAUGUAGGUACCUAGUAGGUACCCAAUAGGAAAUAUAGAAAAUGGUAACAGCGAGAGACCAACAAAGGACGAAGACACAUCCAAUCCGAUGAAAUAAAACAGUAAUUUUGAGCACACUAACCAACCAAAAUGAUCAAUCUCGCAGGGUUGGUUUUUAGAAGAGUGUGGACGUGAUCGAUUAAAAAUUUCAAUGUUUCAUUGAUCAUGUAUAGGUAGUAGGUACUUAUCUAAAGUUGUCUAUGUCUACAACGGAUCGAUAAGGAGUUAUUAUUACACUCAGGAGUCAAGGGCGAAUCGGCUUCUGACUGGAAUUUUGAAAUUAACCCGAGGAAGUUGGCUGUUGGAGUACAAAACUCCCGUGACUCGAUUUUCAGAUCGCUGAUUCACCCCUAAUCCCUUCAAAAGAGGUAAAAUUGCCAUUAUUUCACAUUUUGAAAUUUUUUCUAACGUAUUUUCCAAGUGAAAAUGAAAUGAUUUUUAUUUUUCAAUG
This is a messenger RNA of Planococcus citri (citrus mealybug), 4167 nucleotides long. RefSeq lists its product as uncharacterized. The coding region runs from base 67 to 3168 and encodes 1033 amino acids. NCBI's taxonomy places the organism in Eukaryota, Metazoa, Arthropoda, Insecta, Hemiptera, Pseudococcidae. The record is from RefSeq and is a predicted model, not a curated record. Gene Ontology annotation, cellular component: endomembrane system; membrane. The transcript has 8 exons.